UGCUCGUCGUCCACAUCCACAUCUGUGGUGCUUGCUGCACAUAAAUCAAAGAAAGAAGUAUGUUACUAAAUUCAUAACUUCUUAAUUUUUCCAAUUUAAUCAUAGCCAUUUUAUUUAAAAUUAUAGUGCGGAUUGUAGAUACUUUGCUUCAGUUGCAAAAUAUAUGGUCAUCAUGUCUUCACCAUUAGAGAAUCUUGAGACACAGCUAGAGAUGUUCAUAGAAAAUGUUCGACAAAUUAGAAUUAUUGUAAGUGAUUUUCAGCCACAGGGGCAAAGUGUAUUAAAUCAAAAAAUACAGUCCUUGGUAACUGGAUUACAAGAAGUGGAUAAAUUGAAGUCACAAGUUCACGACAUUCAUGUACCAACUGAAGUAUUUGACUACAUUGAUCAAGGACGCAAUCCACAACUGUAUACAAAGGAUUGUAUUGAUAAAGCUCUUGCUAAGAAUGAAGAAGUAAAAGGAAAAAUUGAUUCAUAUAAACGCUUUAAGAGCCAUCUACUUCAAGAGCUAUCUAAGACAUUUCCUAAUGAAAUUGCUAAAUACAAAGCUAUUAGGGAAUAAUAUUUUGUAUUCUUGAUUUGAUAUU
Molecule: messenger RNA, 587 nt
Organism: Chilo suppressalis (striped riceborer)
Lineage: Eukaryota; Metazoa; Arthropoda; Insecta; Lepidoptera; Crambidae
Source: the annotation of a GenBank genome assembly